AUGGGUACCUCCACCAAGCGUGAUGAAUGUGUUUACAUGGCCAAACUGUGUGAGCAGUGUGAACGUUACGAUGAAAUGGUGAAAGCCAUGAAAGAAGUUUUGGAAACUGGUGCCGAACUUACUGUCGAGGAAAGGAAUCUCUUAUCUGUUGCCUACAAGAACGUCGUUGGUGCUCGUCGUAGCUCGUGGCGUGUAAUUAGCAGUAUCGAGCAAAAGCAUGAGGGUGACCCCAAGACGGUCAUUGCUAAGAAAGUUCGAGAAGAGAUAGAAAAGGAACUCCAGGCUACUUGCAAGGAAAUCCUUGAGUUGCUUGAGAAGACUUUGGUUCCCGCUGCCAAGACUGCCGAGUCACAGAUUUUCUUCUUGAAAAUGAAGGGUGAUUAUCACCGCUAUGUUGCCGAGUUUUGCACCAAUGAGGAGCGCAAGACAGCCUCUGAAAAUAGUCUCAUUGCUUACAAACAAGCUACAGAAGUUGCCGAAAAGGAAAUGCCAACCACAAACCCAAUUCGUCUUGGCCUUGCUCUAAACUUUUCUGUCUUCUAUUAUGAAAUCAUGAACGACCCUAACCAUGCUUGUGAACUUGCAAAGAAGGCUUUUGAGGCGGCUGUUGCUGAGCUCGAUUCGCUGCCGGAAGAGAGUUAUAAGGACGCUACUCUCAUAAUGCAGCUCUUACGCGAUAAUUUGACCCUGUGGAAUAGCGACACUACGUGCGAUGCUGAAGGACCGGACCUCAAAGAAUAA
Rodentolepis nana is the source of this 741-nucleotide messenger RNA. The record is from the annotation of a GenBank genome assembly. NCBI's taxonomy places the organism in Eukaryota, Metazoa, Platyhelminthes, Cestoda, Cyclophyllidea, Hymenolepididae.